Molecule: messenger RNA, 1530 nt
Organism: Neopsephotus bourkii (Bourke's parrot)
Lineage: Eukaryota; Metazoa; Chordata; Aves; Psittaciformes; Psittacidae
Gene: SH2D5
Product: SH2 domain containing 5
Exons: 10
Coding region: 202-1407 (401 amino acids)
Cellular component (GO): postsynaptic density
Source: RefSeq, a predicted model, not a curated record
GGCAGAACCCCCUUGGGUGGCUGGAGAGCGGCCGGGUGCACCCUUGGGUUGUGUCUGUCCCCUCCCUCCUCACAGGGACUGUGACUGGGGGGCAGAUCUGAGCUCCUGCACCACCGUGCCUGCCUCCGGGUAACUCGGCUGCAGCACCAGAGCUGCUUAACCCCAUCCUGAUCCAGCCUUCGCCCCCCAAACCCCACUGCCAUGAAGAAGAAGGCGGCCAAUGGGAGGGGGCCGGAUCCUGCAGCCCCCCAGCAGCGAGCCCGGGGCAUCACCAAGUCAGCAGAGUACGUGGGCUCCUUUGUGGUGGAGGACUUGGACCUGGAGCAGCGAGCAGGGCAGCUGGAGGAGCAGCUGCAGGCACUGAAGGACUGCCCCAGGAGGAGGUUGGUGGUGCUGAGGUUCAGCUUGCAGGGGGUGAAGGUCUACAGCGCUGAUGGCGAGACGCUGCUGAUGGCGCACGCGCUGCGCCGCAUCCUGUACAGCACGUGGCGACGCGCCGACCGCCAGUUCGCCUUCGUGGCCCGCAACCCCCGCAGCCCCGGCAGCCCCCUCUUCUGCCACCUCUUCGUGGGGCUCCCGGGCGAGGUCCAGACCCUGCAUCUCCUGCUCUGCCGCUGCUUCCAGCUCUGCUACCUCCUGGCUCACCCCGAGGAGCAGGCGCCCGACGGGGAGCCCACGGGGCCGGGGGUGCUGCGGGAGCCGCUCAACCCCGAGGAGGUGUCGCGCAACGUCAACGCUCUCGUGUCCUUCCGCCGCCUGCCCGCGCUGGGCUCCGUGGGCGCAGGGGACCGGCAGGCAGAGGGCAGAGCCUGGCGCCCCGGGAACCCCUACUGCUCCCCAGUGCUGGUGCGCAAGAAAGCCAUCCGCAGCAAGGUGCUGCGCUCGGGGGCUUACCGGGACUGUGGGGCUGAGAGCCAGCUCCAUCAGCCGCCCCGUGACACUGCAUCAACGGGAUGGGAGAGCAAAGGAGCGAGGAGCUUCGCCUUUCUCCCUGAAAAUGAGAGCAUCCUUGCUGAGAGCGUGUGGGGCUUCGCAGGCAUCUCCAGGGACAGCGGGAUCGCGCUGCUGCGGCGCGAUGUGCCCGGCGCCUUCCUGCUGCGCCCCGAGCCCGGGCUGGCCAAGCGCUGGUGCCUGUGGGUGCGGGCGCCCUGCGGCAUCGUCACCUACGGCCUCGUCAGGACACACCAGGGCAGGUUCUGCGUGGAGCACUCCAACACCGAGUUCCCCAGCGUGGCUGCCCUCCUGGCUCACUACUCCACCGCACCAGGUGGCUGCUUCUGUCGCCUGGCCCCUGGCCGCCGCAACCCCGGCUACGAGGAGCAGGACCCCGGUGGCGGAGCCAGCGCCUGGGGGGACACUGCCUGGGCCCCCACCGGCCCCGUCGGGGCCCAGCAUGAGCGGGGUUAAGCCCAGGCACCCCCUUUAGGGCACCGGCCCCCCCAACAUCCCCAUUGAGCUUUAAACCGCUGCCGUCUGCCUUAUCUGCCCCCUCCCGCGGCUGCGUGCGCUGGCAAUAAAUGGCUGUUGUGC